Molecule: messenger RNA, 2961 nt
Organism: Pseudopipra pipra
Lineage: Eukaryota; Metazoa; Chordata; Aves; Passeriformes; Pipridae
Gene: MANBA
Product: mannosidase beta
Exons: 18
Coding region: 16-2751 (911 amino acids)
Biological process (GO): carbohydrate metabolic process; glycoprotein catabolic process
Molecular function (GO): beta-mannosidase activity
Source: RefSeq, a predicted model, not a curated record
CGGGCGGGCGCGGCCAUGGGCUCCGCGGCGCUGCUGGUGCUGGCGGUGCUGGCGGUGCCGCGGGCGGCGGCCGCGGGGGGCCCGGAGUGGCGCAGCCUGCGGGGGAGCUGGCGGCUGCGCAGCGGGAACGGCUCGGUGUCGCUCCGAGCGGAGGUGCCGGGCUGCGUCCACACUGCGCUGCUCCGCCGCGGCCUCAUCCAGGAUCCAUACUAUAGAUUUAAUGACGUGAUGUACAGAUGGAUCUCAUUAGAUAACUGGACUUACAGCAGGACGUUUAAAACUCCUUUUGACAUCAGAAAGUGGCAGAAAGUGAAUUUGGUUUUCGAGGGAGUAGAUACAGUAGCACAGAUCCUGCUCAACAAUGUCACUGUGGGGAGAACAGACAACAUGUUUAACAGAUAUAGCUUUGAUAUCACCAGCGUGAUCAAGGAGGUCAAUUUUGUUGAAGUCCGUUUCUUGUCGGCCAUUUCCUAUGCAGCAGAGCAGAGCAGGUGUCACAAAGCUUACAGCAUCCCCCCUGCCUGCCCUCCACCUGAGCAGAAAGGAGAGUGCCAUGUGAAUUUUAUCAGAAAGGAGCAGUGUUCAUUUAGUUGGGACUGGGGCCCUUCUUUUCCCACUCAAGGAAUCUGGAAAGAUGUUAGGAUUGAGGCCUAUAACCAUUACCACCUGAUUUACUUUUCUUUAACUCCUUUCUUUGUAAAGAGUACACAGCAGUGGUGUCUUGAAAUUGAGUCUGUUUUUGAGGUAGUCAGCUCCAAGCCAAUUCCAGGUCGUGUGAUGGUGAACAUUCCCAAAUUGCAAACGCAACAAACAUUCACUGUGAAGCUUCAACCUGGAGAAGGCAGCAUUGUGCUACUUGUAAACAUCAACAAGACUUCUGUAGUAGAGGCUUGGUGGCCAAAUGGACAUGGAAAGCAAACUGGAUACAACAUGAAAACAACUUUUAUCAUGGAGGCAGGAUACCAGAUUGAGAAAUUUUCAAAGGUGCACAGAAGGAAGCAUGGCAGCUGCUCUUCAUCUGCUCCAUGGCAGAUGGGGAAGACACCUGUACAAAUAAGGGGACAGAGCAAAGCUUAUUUUCGGACAGUAGAACUUGUUCAGGAGCCUAUUCCUGGCUCACCAGGUCUGAGUUUCUACUUCAGAAUCAAUGGCCGACCCAUUUUUCUGAAGGGCUCGAACUGGAUUCCUGCAGAUUCUUUCCAGGACAGGGUGACCUAUGACACAUUAAGGCUACUCUUGAAGUCUGCAGCAGAUGCUAACAUGAAUGCACUUCGGGUUUGGGGAGGAGGAGUAUAUGAACAAGAUGAAUUUUACGAUAUUUGUGAUGAAAUAGGAAUAAUGAUUUGGCAGGAUUUUAUGUUUGCCUGUGCGCUUUAUCCAACUGACCAGAAUUAUUUAGCAUCUGUAAGAGCAGAAGUUCUUCAUCAGGUGCGACGUUUAAAAUCUCAUCCCUCAAUUAUUCUAUGGAGUGGUAACAAUGAAAAUGAAGCAGCAAUUUCAAGCAACUGGUUCUCCAUACCUCAUGCUGAAAGAGAGAGAUAUAUCAGAGACUACCUGAUGCUUUAUGUGAAGAACAUACGAGAGAUAGUUCUUAAUGAAGAUAGGAGUCGUCCUUUUAUUGCAUCCAGUCCCACCAAUGGCUUGGAGUCAGUUAAAGAAGGUUGGGUCUCCCAGAAUCCUUAUGAUACCCAUUAUGGUGACACUCACUUUUAUGACUACAACCAUGACUGCUGGAACUGGACAAUGUAUCCUAAAACUCGUUUUGCUUCAGAAUAUGGAUUUCAAUCCUGGCCUUCCUUCAGUACAAUUGAAAAGGUUUCUUCUGCUGAAGACUGGUCCUACAUAAGCAAUUUUUCUCUCCAUCGGCAACAUCACGACAGUGGCAAUGUUCAGAUGCUUCAAGAAGUUGGGUAUCAUUUCAAGCUUCCGCAGGGCACAGAUCCUGUAAAGAGGUUCAAAGAUACAAUUUACCUCACUCAGGUGAUGCAGGCUCAGUGUACAAAAACAGAAACUGAAUUCUAUCGUGCUAGUCAAAGUGAAAUAAUCAGGGGAGAAGGACGCACAAUGGGAGCUCUGUACUGGCAACUCAAUGACAUUUGGCAGGCACCUUCAUGGGCUUCCUUGGAGUAUGGUGGUAAGUGGAAACUGCUCCAUUAUUUUGCCCAGAACUUCUUUGCACCACUGCUGCCUGUGGCGUAUGAAGACCAAGGUGUGUUGUACAUUUACGGUGUCUCAGAUCUUCAUGGGGACCAGAAGCUGACUUUGAGGGUCGUUGUGCACACCUGGGGUUCUUUGGAGCCAGUAUGUACCCUUGCCAAAGAAGGUGUGAUUGUUAAAGCACAAAGUGCUGUGCCCAUCUACAAGGAGUCCAUAAGUGAUGUUCUGGAAAGAUGCAGAAAUUGUACCAGGAAAAGCUGUGUUAUUACUUUCUGUCUUGUGGGAGAAGAUGGCCUCCAGAGUCCUACGAACCAUUUCUUCCUUUCAUCACUAAAGGAUGCUGUAGGAUUAGAAAAGACCCAGCUUAGUGCUUCUGUAUCCAAACAAGACGAUAUUUAUAUAUUUGUUCUUCAGACCACUGCAAUUGCUCCUUUUGUUUCUAUGGAUGUAGGGAGUAUAAAAGGCAGAUUUAGUGAUAAUGGUUUCCUCAUGACUGAAAAGAAGAAAGUGGUUGUGUUUUAUCCUUGGGAACCUACCAGUGUUGAAGAACUAGAAAAUUCACUAACCUUGACCUCUCUGUUGGAUGUUGUCUGAAAAUACCUCGUUUCCUUCUAGUUAUAUAAACAGUGAAACAGGAGGAGAAGAAAAGUUAAAACAAUUUUACUGAAGUUGAAGUGACACACAAUUUGAGCCAACUGGAGAACAUACUGUCUGUUCCUGUCAUGUGUGAAUUUUAACUGCUGGUUCAAUGUAAAGAUAUCAACAGCAAAGCUUACAUAUAAUAUAUGCGGUAUCUUGAAAGUA